AUGUGCGCCUCCACGCUAAACGAUAAGUACUAUGACUUUUCGGCUAUUUGUGGUGACCGGUAUCUUAAACUUGGACGAUUCUUUAGCGAGUGUGUUUUGGAAGCCGUGCGCCUUGAUUCGGUUUCCGCAUGUACAACCGCGUACAACUUUUGUUUUGAGCAGGGACGGCCACAGCUAUCUUACGUCAAAAUAAAAAUUAAUAAAAUGCGCGGUUGUGGCGGUUGUGAACUUGAGAACGCGGAAUGCAUUUAUCGUCGGUGA
This is a messenger RNA of Plasmopara halstedii, 261 nucleotides long. RefSeq lists its product as uncharacterized. Bases 1 to 261 code for a protein of 86 amino acids. The record is from RefSeq and is a predicted model, not a curated record. The transcript is spliced from 5 exons. Lineage: Eukaryota; Oomycota; Peronosporomycetes; Peronosporales; Peronosporaceae.